This is a messenger RNA of Racocetra fulgida, 1437 nucleotides long. Lineage: Eukaryota; Fungi; Glomeromycota; Glomeromycetes; Diversisporales; Gigasporaceae. The record is from the annotation of a GenBank genome assembly.
UCAAGAUAUGUUUGUAGACAUUGAGCUUGUUAAACGUGUCAAGGGUUUUGUAAACUCUACUAUUGUUAUGCAAGCAGAAUUAUUGUUAGAUUCUUUUAACGACACAUCUCUAAAUCAACUGCUAUUUGAUAAUAACUUCGUUAACUUUAUAUUUUAUGAUGAUGAAUUAUCAAAACAAAAUAAAAACAUUAUAACUUCGACAAAUCUGCUUGAUUCUGCUAGUGAACUCUAUCAAGAUGAAACUAUCAAUACAACCAACUUGAUCGCAUGUGUGUUUCAUUCAAGUGCAUUAUAUUUAAUCGAGGAAUAUGCACUAAAAAAUAAAAGAAUGAUAAAUGCCAAUGAUUCUAAUGAUUCUUUUAAUAAUCCUCCAUCGAGUCAUCAAUCAACGUCAAUAACAACACGCUCAUAUGCUCGUAUAGGUUUAAUGGGCAAUCCAUCAGAUGGUUUCAAUGGAAAGACAAUUUCUCUAUUGAUCUCUAAUUUCUUUGCAGAAAUUACUCUAAUCCCCAACAAAUUCACUCAUACACAAGAAUAUUCUAAAAUCGAAUUUUUUCAUUCCAUGAUAACCACAAAAAGUUCAUUCUCAACUAUUGAAUCUUUAUCAAUAUUAUCUUCUACAGAAGGUUAUACGAAUGCUGAUAGAUUAUUCCAAGCAGCUUGCAAAGUAUUCUAUAGGUAUUGCAAAACUAAUAACUUUGUACUCCAUAAGCAAGGUUUUAGGCUAUGUUAUGAAACAAAUAUACCACGACAAGUUGGACUAUCCGGAUCUUCUGCUAUAAUUACUGCCUUAUGGAAAGCGUUGAUGAAAUUUUAUGGGAUUGGGAAUGAUGAUAUUUCAUUAGCAAUGCAAGCAAAGUUGAUACUUGACGUAGAACUUAUUGAAUUGGGAAUUAAUGCAGGAUUACAAGAUAGAGUCAUACAGAGUUUUGGAGGUGUUAUGUACAUGGAUUUUGAAAAAGAAUUUAUGGAGAGGAAUGAUGGGAUCGGAAAAUAUAUAAGAAUACCAAGUGAAUUAAUACCUAAAGGAUUGUGGAUUGCUUACGAAGGGAAUCCUAGUGAUUCUGGUAAAAUUCAUAGUGAUGUGAGAAAAAGAUACGAAGCUGUGGAUGAAAAGGUAGUAGAUGCCAUGAUUAAAUUUGCAUCCUAUGCUGAACAGACUUAUCAUCUUUUACUUGAUUCUUCAACUACACAAAUGACAAAACGUGUGAAAUUAGCAAAAUUAAUGAAUAUGAAUUUUAAUUUGAGACAAGAGAUAUAUGGAAGUAAAACACUUGGAAAAAAUAAUUUGAAAAUGAUCGAAUUGGCUAGGAAAUUUGGGUUUGCAGCCAAAUUUACAGGGUCAGGUGGUACUAUUGUUGGAUUAUGGGAAGAUGAAAGUGAUAAAUAUGUGAUGCUUAAUAUAGAGAAAUUGAAGAAUGAGUUGCAAAAAGAAGG